Amphimedon queenslandica is the source of this 12686-nucleotide messenger RNA. RefSeq names its product E3 ubiquitin-protein ligase rnf213-alpha-like. The coding region runs from base 351 to 12686 and encodes 4111 amino acids. The record is from RefSeq and is a predicted model, not a curated record. Gene Ontology annotation, molecular function: ATP hydrolysis activity; ubiquitin-protein transferase activity. The transcript has 52 exons. NCBI's taxonomy places the organism in Eukaryota, Metazoa, Porifera, Demospongiae, Haplosclerida, Niphatidae.
CUCCCUUUUUAUGAUCUGUAUCCACAAUACAUAGUUUGGUUGGGUAUAUAUGUUUGAGAUAAAAUAUUUAUUAUUUGUAUCACUAUAGCAGCUGUGUCAACUGUGUGCGGCCUAUUUCUCAUGAGAAGGCACGCAAAAUAAUCAUAGUUGCUAUAACCAAAUUAGGUCAAACUCACGCCUGCGAACAUAAAGCUGAGUCAACGUAGAGUUCCUCUCACAAGGGCUACAUUUUGACCAAAUUUGGUCAUAUACCUGCCUUAUCUUUCAAAGCCUAUCGUACGACUAUAAAUUUUAGUUGCAUAGUCAUUCUAAAGCAUUUUGGUGCAAGUAGGGACAAGAAAUUUAUAACAAUGGCAGAGGAGAUGCAAAUUGAAUUUUGCAUUUACUGUCAUAAGACUAAAUUGAAAGUGGCUGCCAAAAAACGAUACUGUAUUAAUUGCAUCCACAGAAAGAAAGGAAAACCAGAAACAAGAACAUUCACAAUACAGAAAGAAGCAACACUGGAAACUCUAGAUCUGAGCUACAUAGAGGAGAUGAUAUAUUGCUUUUACUGUGGUGAAGAGGUAAUCCGAGAAGAUGGAAGUAUUAUUUGCAUUGAUGGAUGUGAAAAUCUUCUUAUUACAGAGGAUGAAUUAUUGCAGAUGAAGCAAAAGAGAGGAGUUAAAGGUGAUGAGCUUUUACAUAUGCAAGAAAAGUUGGCAUCAAAACACAAUGAAGCAACACCUCAAAUUGCAGAUGAACAAGAGACAUCUAAAAGAAAUAAGCAAGAACAGAGUGAAGACGGAUCUCAAAUAAAAUGCAGCAAGCAGAAAGUAGAAGGAGAGCAAGGUUUGGAAAAUUUAGAAGGAGAAAAGGAAGCUGCUGAAUCUGCUAGAUUCACAAAUGCUGAUGAGUUGAGGAAAGAUAAAAAUGGAGAUAUGCAAAAGAAGUCAGAAGAAUUAGCUUCUAAACCUGAUCCAGGAGAAGGUCAAGAACAACAAAGGGCAAAUUGCAAAGGUCAAGGUCAAGCUGAAAAUCAAACAUUAGAAGAAGAUAAGCAUGGGCAACAUGAAGAUGACAAAGAUCAAAGUGAAGCUGCAGAAAACCAAACAUUGGAAGAAGAUAAGCUUGAAGAUGCCAAAGGUCGAAGUGAAGCUGCAGAAAAUCAAGCAUCAGGACAAAAUAAGCAAGGACAACAUGAAGAUGACAAAGGUCAAAGUGAUUCUGCAGAAAACCCAACAUUGGAAGAAGAUAAGCUUGAAGACGCCAAAGGUCAAAGUGAAGCUGCAAAAAAUCAAACAUUAGAAGAAAAUAAGCAAGAACAACAUGAAGAUAAAUCUCAAGAAAAGCUAAGUUCAGAUAAUUCAGAAGUGGAAGAGGAUUUGUGUGACUCAGAAUCAAGUCAAAAUGAAAAUGACGAGCUGUUAGAAAAAGAAAAUAAACUUAAAAGAAAGAAAAGUAAUGAAUCUUCUGUAAUACCAAGCAGUGAGAAGACAACAUCAGCAAAUCAAAAGCAAUGGAAGUCAAAACGGCAUGGCAGCAUAGAAGAAACAGCAGCUGAUGAAACAGAAUUCACAGUAGUAGGAGAAGAACAAGUUCCUUUAAUUUCUGGAAAAAAACCUGUCUUAAGUUAUCCACCGGCACUUGAUGCACUCAAGAAAUAUUCUAAAACAUUAGGAAAAAGGUGCAAAGAUCUAGGUGAGCAACUUAAGGUCAAUGAGAAAAAAUCUUUUGAUGCUUUGAUGAGAAAAUGGAAAAAAGACAUACCAGUCCCAUAUACUUGGGAUACCUUUUUAUCUGCUUUAAGAACAAUUGGUGAGACAACUGUUGCAGAAGAAAUUGAAAGUAAACUUGUAGGGUUUCCUGAAAAAAACUCAGCACUUAUUAUAUCUAAGACCAGAGUUAAUGCACAACAAGAGGAAAUAAAAUUUCAAGUUGUUCUGGAUGUGUCUGCAUGGAGUCUUGAAAAGGAAGAUCAAUUCAAACUUACAUUGACUUCACAAGAAGUCAACAAUGGGCAGCCUCUUUCUUAUUCCUUUAAAUGUGAUCUUCAAUUUGGAAAUGUCAGGCUCUAUAGCUGUACAUUGUUUAUUCCUGAUGCAUGCAUGUGGAAUGCACAAUAUUUUCGCUACAAAUAUGUAGUAAUUUUGAAAAAUGGUGAAACACAAUUUGAAAACUUAGAUUAUUCUUAUAGAGUUUUAAAGAAAGGUGCCCAUAUUCAAUAUGAUGCAGAAAUAAAACCAAGUGCUAGUAAUUUUGUUUACAAGUUUUUUACAAAAAAACCAUAUUCUGAAGCUGUUUCAAAUGCUCUUUCUCUCUACAUUGAUUGGGCUAUUAUAGAAGGAUGGAUAUGUAUUAAUUCUGAUGCAGUUGAGGCAGAUAUUAGUGAAAAUACAAAAAAAAUUUCACAAAUUUUCAACAAUUUAUGCCAUCCUCUUGGUUUCUUAAAAGGGAAAGUGACACAACUUUAUGAAGAACAAUCAGUUUCUUCCAGUGCAUUUAAGAUUUUGCUGGAAAAAUUAUCAUCCCAUUUAAAAGGAAGCAAUAAUUUGGAUAAGUUUCUUAGUGGUCUGAUAGUUGUUGAUUUACUUUUUUUUUUGAAUUUCUUUUCUGAAAGAAAUUUUCACACUGAUGAAAAUUUUAGUAAAAAUUUGGCAAAAAGCCUUCAUCUUCCUGAAUCUGAAUUCCCUAAAGGCACUUCAAUACUUUCUAAGUUUAGUCCUGAAUUUAGGAAUAAUAUAAUUUGCCCAGUUGUUAUUAGCUUGUGCAAUAGUUUCAUAUUAAAGAAAGGUCAUGAAUGGAUUGGCAUUUUACCUUUACUUCAUGCCAUCAAACUUUAUGGAUUUAGUUUUGGAAAGCCAUACAAACUGUUCAACGCUACUGAUAAGGUGAAAGGAAUAUGCGAUUUCAAGAAUGUGUUUUGUGGCAUUCAAGUAAAGGAUUUUUACCCAAAUGAAUCGAGGUUUGCGUUGAGUAUAAUUCAACCGUAUUUUAAACAUGAUUGGUUAAUGUCUCGAGCAUUUGUACUGCUUUGCCCAUAUAAAGAUAUGUUUAUUUAUAGUCGAGAUUAUCCUGAAAUGGUGCCACUCAUUUGCUGGAAAGUUGGAUAUAUAUGUCUUGAUGAAAUUGCUUUUACAGAAAAUGAUGAAAUUGAGGAGCUUACUAGAGGACUUCAGUGUUUGAUUAAUCCUUUAAGACAAUUAGAUUGUUCCAAAGAAGAGAUAAAACUUUGUUUUAAAGGGGCCAACAAAAUUGUCCGCAAAUUCGUAAAUGAAAGUAUCGCGGACUCCACUCUAUUCAGAGCUUCAGUUCAACUCUUCCUUACUGUACUUGAUAAAUUUCAAGCGCUAGAUGAUCAGGGUUUUUUGGAAACAUCAAUGAAACAGUUGAGUGGAUUAAUAUUUAGGUGGAUGGAGAUAGCCCAUGGACAGAAUUUACUUCUAGGAGAAAUUAUGCUAGAACUUGGUGAUUGGAGUAGUAUUUAUUCAUUUUCCCAGAAAAAUUUUAUUACAACAUGCAAUUCAGUGCUAUCUCAGCGUUUGAGUAAAAUUGAUAUUGAAAAAAAGACAAAUAUUUUAUCCACCAGUGACUUGCAUCCAGAGGUUACGUCUGCAUUACUAAAUAGCAUCUUACAAUCUGUAAAAGAUAUUGAAGAUAAAGAGUCAUCCGAAGUUUUAGCUUCUCUUAAAGGAGGCUCACCCACUGAAGUCAGUCAAAUUUUAGGAGCUAUACUUUCAUCAAUGUACCCAACGUUCAUUGUUUCUUUUGCAUCAUUAUUUACAACUUCAUGGGUAAUUACAAUGGAGAUAUAUUAUGAAACUAUUCUUGUUAGUACUGGACCUCUUUCAACUCAGGAGGAACAGAUUGGCCGUUCUUUGUGUGAACAGGCCAGAAAUUAUCUUCAUAAUUUUUUUAAAGAUUUAGCAUCCCGACAGAUAACGCCCAGUCAAAUAGAAGAUAUUCAAAAUGCAGGAGAGAUUCCCAAAACACUUGAAAUAGUCAAGGAUUUUCUUUUAUUGAGGAUGUUUAGUGAUUUUAAAGUAACAGCAAAAGAACUUGAGAAAGAAAUAAGAUCUUACAAGUCCUUUACAGAAAGAAACAAAAAAUUACAACAUUUUGCUCAUACUUUCAGUGAAUUUUCUGAAGAAGAGGCAACAAGAAUAAAGCAAGAAUUGAAAAAUGAUUAUACCAGGACUCCUGUUAACUUACUUUGGCAAUACAUUGGAGAUGAAGUAACAUAUAAAUUUUGCCACAUUGAUAUACCUCAAGAAGUCAUUGAAGAAGUGUUUCGUUUAACUAAUCAUGAAGAGAUAUCUUCAAAAGUUUUUGCUAAAGUGUUUCUUAAGUGGAAGGGUGAAUACCUUUUAAAACACAAAAAUUCCACUUCAAAUUUCAAAGAUGCAGUAGAGGAGUUGUGGAGGCCAAUGUUUAAAGAAUUUAAAAAAGAUCUGGGUCUGCUUCAUAAUGGAUUGCAAUUGCCAUUAAAAAAGGUUGAGUAUCUUUUUAAUGACAUAUCAGACAAAGUGACACUAAAUAAAGAAUUAAAGAAGUGGUGUUGUGCUGUUAAUGAGCCUGAUGAAAACUGGAUUAGAGAUGCUGCCCAAAAAAUUUUAGAUUAUCAAGAGUUGUGCCGGUACUCAUAUUCUGCUCAAACAUUGAUGCAGCUAAAAAAAACUUUAGGGUUGACUGGAGACUUCAAUGCUAUAGAAGCAUUAUUGCCUAAAGAGGGUCUUGAAAAUGCUGAUGAUGUCACUCUUGCAACUGUUGAGAGUACUGCAGCUGAAACAGCUGAUAUUCUUAAAGAUAUUGCUGAUGUUCCACAUCGCAGAGCUUGUCUAGAGACUUUUUGUUCUUGCAUGAGCUUAGUAGAAUGGGUCAGGAGUGUAGCAUUAAAUCUUGGUCAAUUACAGAAUGUUGUUCAAGUUGCUAAUCAAACUAUGGAUGGCGAUUUGGUAAAGCAACUUCUACAAGACCUUCUAAAAUUUGGAAGUGCAUUUGCUCCUUUGAUUUAUGAAGUUGAUCAAAAAGAAAGCUGUGAAGCCUUAAUCAACCGUUGUAAAGCCAUGUGGCCAUUAAUUGAUGAACGCCAAAACUUAAUGAAAAUAACAGCUUCUUGUACUGCUCGACUUGGAGAGUUGAAAAGAGUGGAGGAAUCGCUAUCUGAUUUUCAAAAAAGUAACGUAGAGCAAAUGGAUUCCAUUAACACAAGAGGAAUCUACUACAUUGAAGCUAUUCCAGGAAGAAUUAUUCAUUCUCCUGAUGAUGCAGUUUGUUUGAGAAUGAGAUUGGCUCAGGAUCAAACAGAGCAGCAAAAAAUCUUUCGACUAGAUGACCUUAGAGAAUUGCAAAGCAAAUUAGUUUUGGUUGCUGCCGAAAAUGCUGAUAAAGUCAAUAAAUUUAUUGAGACACUUUCAAAAAUUGAAGGAAUAGCUCUUUUAUUGAUACAACUACAAGAAGCUGGCCUGAUGGAUUACACUCAUUUUCAUUUAGUGUGUGGAUGUAGUGAGUACAAAAAAUCUGAUUUCGAUGCAACAAUUGAUUCAAUGGAUAAAGAUUUAAAAAAUUGGCAGAAAAGUGUUGAAAAAUACAGAAAGCAAUACCCUCAUUUAAACUACUACACAUCUCAGCAGUUGUUGGAUCUUCGAAAAGAACUUGGAAAAUUAAAAAAGAAUCCAGAAUCUGUAGCAUCUCAUUCAUUAAAGCAGCUGCUGCUAUCAGUCACUCCAAAUCCAUCUAAUGACCACAUUUUGUCAUCUUUACAUAAUGCAGUCAAAACGAUGAAUAAAAAUAUGACACCAUUAGGAAUGCCAGCUCAGAAUAGAAAUAUUUUUGCUAAUAAAUCUGCACUACCUGCAUUUGAUCUUGGUUCACUAAGUGAUGAAAGAAAAGAAGUAUUAAAAGCCCUACGUGAUGAUUAUGAAUUCAAAAUCUCUUUAAUAUUGGCUGCUUUCUCAGAAUUGGAAGAAGAUGCUGAUGAAGAUGAAGUACGUGAAUGGUGCGAAGAAAAUGAACAUAAAUAUAAAGAUGAAGAAGAUGUUGAACUAUCAACAAUAAUGAAUGUGGACACUGAUGAGGAAGAUGCAAUAAGUGAAGAUAACCCUUUGGUAUUGGAGCUCCUUGAGGAAGAAUAUAGCUUAGAAAUUGCUAUUGAAGCAGUUCGAAAAGCAAAACAAAAUCUUCAAAUAGCAAGAGAAAUUGCCUCUGAUCUACAUGUGGGAAGGUAUACUGAAGCUAAUCCCACAAAUAAUGAGCAUGAAUGGAGUGCUACUAAAUAUUCUCAGGUUCCCUUAUCUGUAAAAAUGGAGGUAGAAAAAGGAGAAUACCUAGACUUUGUUGAACUUGGAGAAUUUCUUAAAGAAUUGGCAUAUCAAGAGGUUUCUGUAAGCUUUGAAAAGAGGCAUGUACAUAGCACAUUGGUGGAAGAAGGAAAAAUAAAUUUACUUGCUAUUGAUGCAGCAUCUACAUGGAAAGCACUUUUAUUUCUGUAUAUGGCUGAUCAAAAAAAGCCUCUACCCACACAUGAAGAAGUUCUGAUAUGCACUAGAGAUACCACAGUUGAAGAAGUAACUUUAUUAUGGCAUCGUGCAGUCAAUGAUGAAGAAAAGAAGAGAUUAUUUUGCCUUGUUAAUGCUGACCAGCUACCAUUUAGUGUUUCUGAGAAGGCACUAGAUAAUCUAGAAGUAAUAAUACAAGGAUCAAAAAAUUUUAGAAUUGUUGUACUGAUCAAUGCAAAAGACCAAGCUAGAAAUCAUUUGGCAUCAAGAUUGAGUCUUUACUUAAGAAAAUUUCCAAAAUUGCCAUCUGAUGAUGAUAUAGCCAAGUACAUUUCUGCUCAUAUUGAUCUACAAGUAUCAAGUGAUAUUAAAGCAUCAUCUGAUCAAGAAAGACAAACUUUGAUAUCAUUGAAUAAAAAUGUUCAUAUUGUUGCAUCAAGAUGUACUGGUAUGGGGAAAACUCUUCGUGUGAAAAGAAUGGCUGAAAUGAUCACUACCAUUAACAGUUCCGAAAAACCAAGUUAUGUUAAUGUUCCUAUCCAUGGUCCUGAAGUUUCAGUCCGUCAUGUCCUGGAAUUGAUGGAAGAAUGCAAACAAGAUCCUACUGAUGCUUAUCCACAACUGAUACACUUCAACAUAGCACAAGAUAUGAUUGAACAAAUUGACUGGCUAUUGUUUAAAAUUAUCGUACUAGGAGGAUUGGAUGAUGAGCAUGGUAACAUUUGGAGAAGAGUAGAAAAACAAGUUUGUGUUGUAGAGUGCACUUUAACCAAGUUAGAUUUAGAAAGUUCAGACGAUAUGCCAUCAGAAGAAGUUUUACCCAGUGUAUACUCCUUGUUGUCAUAUUUUCCUCAAACUAUCUGUGAAUUGCCUAACAAAGUGCAAGAUAAUCCAAAAUCAAAUUUGUUUGUUUCGAUGGAUGAACAUGUAUUUAAGGAGGAAAGUGUACAGCGUGUUUAUCAGUACUUAAGAAGAAUGAAAGCUAAUCAGGAUUUGGAUCAGUUUAAAUUGACACAUUUAAAAAAACCUGAAGGGACAGGAAAGGAGUGUUUAGAAUGUCUAUUGGAAUAUACUUUAAGUAAAUCUAUUGAGCCAUCAUGGUCAGAUAUCAGAAACUUUAUACAGUUCCUAAAUGCACAUUUGUAUGAUUGUGAGCAAUCGCCAUAUUGUUCUGUUGAUGAUUUUAAAGGGUUUAAAAAAUUUAUUGUGAAAUUUUCUAUUUUAAUGGCUAAAGAAUUUACAGAACCUUCAAUUAGUGAUUCCGUCAAAAGUCAAAAUGAUGAUAUCUCUAAAAAAUGGGAUGCAUGCUCUCAUCCAUAUCUGUUCUUUAACCAAGAUGGAUACACUAUGACAUUUUUGGGUCUAUGGGUUGAUGAGGAUGGUAAUUUAUUAGAUUACAAUAAUAAGCAAGUCAUUGAACACAAAUUCAUGGACAAAACAUUGAGAAAUGUGUUGCAUCAUAAUGCUGUGUGCUUUCAAGAAGACUACAGAAGCUGGGACAAGCAAAAGAUGAUCCUCAAAUUAAUCAGAGUUUUGGGUAUUCCAGAAAUUAAGAAAGGAAAUGAACUUGACCUAGAAAAAAUAGACUCAGAUAGUACAUAUGUACUGACUGUUGAUAAUUUAAUGAAAAUGCUAGCCAUACACAUGAAAUUCAGGUGUGGUAUUCCUGUCAUUAUGAUUGGUGAAACUGGAUGUGGCAAAACAAGACUUUUAAGAUAUUUGUGUGAAAUGCAAGACAAAGCAUUUAAAUCUAAGACAUUGAUAUGUUUAAAGGUUCAUGGUGGUAUUAAUGCAGAUCGUAUUUAUUCUGAAGUUGAAUCAGCUGCCAAACUAGCAAUAGAAAACAAAGGAAAGUGUAACUAUACUGUUUUGUUCUUUGAUGAAGUCAACACUACAGAAGCACUGGGAUUAAUCAAAGAAGUUAUAUGUGACAGAACUUUGAAUGGCAAAGCAGUUAUUCCUGAAGAGCUCAAGUUUGCUGCUGCUUGCAACCCAUAUAGGAUACAUGAUGAUGAAACUAUAAAAAGUUUACAAAAAGCUGGACUGGGAUUUUACUUAAAAGAUGGAGAAAAAACUCCAAAAUUAGGUCAACUUCCACUACGUAAACUAGUGUAUCGAGUUCUUCCUCUUCCAGAAAGCAUGUAUCGCUAUGUUUAUGACUUUGGUACUGUCACUGGAAAAACUGAAAAUGAAUAUAUUGAAAAAAUAGUCAAGAAUCAGCUUUCUGGAUGUAAAUGCAUAUCCUCUCAACUUGAAGCUAUCCAGACAUUUGUGGAACAUGUUCUUUGUGAAUGUCAAGCUUUUAUGAGAGAACAAAAAAAUGAGUGCAAAUAUGUCAGUUUAAGAGAUGUUGUUCGAGCAAUGAUUCUUUUUAAGUGGUUUCUGGAGAAAUUGUGUAGUGUUGAUAUCAUCAAAAAGAAGCUGACAGAACAAAUUCUAAAUGAUGAAACUAUUGAUCAAGAUAAUUACCAGGAGUUAAAUGACAUCACACGCGCUUUAAUUUAUUCUGUAAGUGUGUGCUAUUAUGCCAGACUUACUGAUCGGGAACCUUUUCUUGAGAGAAUAAUUAAAUGUUUUAUAAAUGAAUAUAAACUUCCAGGAUCAACUGAUCAAGAAAAUAUCUCUUUCUUUGUCAAUGAAAUUAACAGAAUUCAAAAUGUAUUCCUCAUUGCUAUGAAUAUUCCCAGUAAUAUUGCUCAUAAUGCUGCCUUACGUGAAAACAUAUUUAUGAUGGUUGUUUGUAUUGAAAACAGACUGCCAUUAUUCAUUGUUGGUAAACCAGGUAGCUCUAAGUCAUUGGCAAAGUCAAUAGUUAGUAAUUCCAUGCAAGGAAGGUACUCUUCUAAUGAGCUUCUGCAACAUCUAAAACAAGUUCAAAUCUUUCCUUACCAAUGUAAUCAAUUCUCUACUACCAAAUCACUGAUUGAUGUUUUUGAGGAAGCAAUGAACUUUCAAAAAAGUCAAGAUACUGCUAAAUUUGCUUCAGUAGUUGUUUUGGAGGAAAUCGGUUUAGCAGAGGAUGCUCCUGGCCUCCCACUGAAAGUAUUGCAUCCAUAUCUUGAGGAUGGUACUUCUGGAGCUGAUCCUUAUGCAAUGGAUAUAAAACCAGAAGAAAGAGUAGCUUUUAUAGGCAUUUCUAACUGGGCCCUUGAUCCAGCUAAAAUGAACAGAGGUAUUAUGGUUACUAGAUGCCCACCUGAACCACAGGAACUAAUUAAGAGUGCAUAUGGGAUUGCUAACAUGGUAAAAGAUGAUAAUUUGAGAAGCGAAUUGACAAAAUCAUUUGAUGCAUUAGCUGAAAUGUACCAAAAGAUUUGUGUCAAACAAGAAGAAGGUGAAAACAGUGACAAAGAUGAAGCUCGAGAAUUUUUUGGAUUGAGAGAUUUUUAUACAUUGAUUAAAAUGAUAUGCUGGAAAUGCAUAGACAAGGAUGCACCACCAAGUUCUGAAGAUUAUCGACGUAUUAUAUUGCGUAACUUCAGUGGGCACACCAAAAUCGAUCCGCUGGAAGAACUACCUAAUCCUGACUUACUUAUAGAAAUGAAAGGAACGGAAAGUGAAGCUCUUGAAAUUGUCAAAGAAAGUGUCCAACCACUAAAAAUUCAAACCAAUGAAGAUUUGCCAAAGCAGGAAAAUCGCUACUUAUUAUACAUUACAGAAAAUCAAUCUGCUCUGCAAAUUCUUCAGAAUAAACUAUUGACAAAAGAUGAAAAGUUAUUUGUGUUUUAUGGUAGUAGCUUUCCAAAAGAUACGGAAUACACUCAAGUUUGUGUUAACAUCAACAAAAUCAAAGUUUGUAUGGAGAAAGGUAUUCCAGUUGUAUUAUUGAAUUAUGAACAAAUCUACGAAAGUCUCUAUGAUGUCCUUAACCAGUGUUACACAGAGCUGCCUACAGGGCGCUAUGUUGAUCUUGGAUUACGAUCAUACAGAAUAAAAUGUCGUGUUGAUCCUAAUUUCCGUCUCAUUAUUAUAGCUGAAAGAGAUCGUGUCUUCAAACAGUUCCCAGCAGCACUCAUCAAUCGUUUAGAGAAACACUUUGUAGUGUCCAAUACUAUUUUAACACCCCAGCAAAAGGUGCUAGCAAAAAAGAUUAGAAAAUGGGUAGAUGAAUUUGCUAAUGUUGAACACAAUGGAAAAAGAUUUCUUGCAUCAGAUUCUUUUGUUGGUUUUCAAGAAGAUACCCCAUCCUCUGUUGUUCUCCAUGUUAGUAAUAUUAAGGAACAAGAUGAAAAAGAGGUAUAUAAUGACAGCAUUGCUUUUCUCCUUCAAACAGCUUCAAUUGAUGCAGUAACUCGCCUGAAAUCAAACAGUGCCAAAUGUGAUACAAUGACAAAAGAUUGGGCUUUUAGGGUUUUUUUUGAGGAGCAGCAACAUUUUUCAAUGAUACAGUUCCUUUUCAGUGCCAUUGAGAAAUCAGGAGAAGAUGGUGCUAUGAUACAAAUUACAACUUUUGGGCCGCUAUUGACUCAAAAUUACAUUGCUACACUGGCACAAGGACUUGGUAUAAAUAGCAUCAAAAUAUUCCAACUUUCAGACUUUCAUACUGAGAUGGAUUUUUCAAAUGACAUAAAAACGGUCUAUGCAUCAGAGUAUGAAGAAAAAAAGCUACUCAUUGUUCAAUGUGAAUAUGGAGAAAAAAAGACUGAUCUCAUUGCUUGUGCUAGGCACCGCCUCAUGGACGAAGGACAAAGAAUAACUAUCAGUGGUGUCACUCAUGUUGUAUUUAUAAUUCAACUACCUCGAGUAGCUGGUGGCACAUCGUUUGCUUCAUUUCAAGGUGGAUCUUGGAUUUGUACUCAUAUUGAUGAACUGACAUGCCACUCUGGAGUGAAGCAAGUUCUCCAAUGUGCCAUCUCUGAGCCACUACAUAAAUUCUUUCAUAUGCUUAUUGAGAAGAAAGAUGAAGUACCUGAUGAGUUUAAUGUUGGUGAGAGGGUCAGAGACAAUGUUCAAGUUUCCGUGUCUAUGAUCAUUUCUGUUGGUACAUAUCAGCAAAUGGAAUAUGUAAUUGAGUUAUUGCUGCAGUUAAUAUCAAAUAAUUUCAAUACACAAGAUGUAUCAGUCAAUUUUACCAGUUGCCUUCUUAUGAGAAUUGAAGAUCUCCUUCAACAAAGAGAUGAUCUCCUUCCCAAUCCUAACAAUUGGGCUAUUGAUGCAGCAAUGGAUAGAUCGAAGCUGCAAGCUAGCUUCACUCUUGUUAACUCCAUCAAAAAGGCUAUUGAUACACAAUUGCAACGUAUCCUAGCAUACAUAAUUUCAUGCAUCAACAAGAACAACAACUUAAAUUUACUGAAAAGUGACAAUGGAUGCCUCAAAAUUCUUUGGGUGUCUCUUUUUAGUAACUCAUCAUUCUUACCAUUUGAUUACGACACAAUUGCCACAACAACAAUUCCAUCCAUUAAUAUCAAUGGAAGAAACUACAGCUGUAAGUUUCCAUUUUCAUGGGAAAUAAUUGAUCAAGUUAAUGCGGCAUUUGGCACUGUUCUUCACAAAAGUGGACUCAAUGAAGGAGACAAACAGAAAACUUUUCAAGACCUGGUUGAAUCAACAACAAAUCAAGCAUUUGUAAAACAUGUGGAAAAACUUCCUUCUGAGGAUGCAUUGUUGUUUUAUAAUUGCUAUCUUCAUGAUUUUAUUAAAAAUUUAGUACUACCAUUUAGUGAAGAAGCAAUAGAGAGUGUUCAUGAAAUAUUGUUCAAAGUCUUGAGAGAAAUAGUGAUUAUAUUUGAACCUCUGGCUGCUUCAGAAGAACCUUUUCCAUUGAUUAAUACAAUAACUGCUGUUCAUCUUGCCUAUAGUAUAAUAGAGCAAGAAAUAUUUUGGCUAGCUGAGCUGUCUGAAGGAUUGCCAGAAUUGCCAAAUAUUUUGAAAGAUAGAGAACUGUUAUCCUCUGGAAAAACAGUAUUUCAUUUUAAAGCUGUGGAAUGUGUCAUUGAUCAAAUAUUGCCUCACAAAGUUGAUUGGAAAGAUGAUGAAGCAGUCAACUAUUUCAUAUUAAACUUUCAUUCAAGCAAAAGUGCAGUUGAAACUAUCUUAUACUUAAAAGGACAUGAUGAUAUUAGUACUGAGCUGCUUCUUGAUUUAAGGUCAAAAUGGCAAGCACUAAUGAGUAUUGUAUUAUUUGCUGAGCACAUUAUAGCUCCACUUAUGCCAAAUAUAACAUUGACUACAAGCAAGUUCACCAUAUUGAAGCGUUAUUCUAAUGUAAGUUGA